Penaeus vannamei (Pacific white shrimp) is the source of this 2458-nucleotide messenger RNA. RefSeq lists its product as uncharacterized. The record is from RefSeq and is a predicted model, not a curated record. NCBI's taxonomy places the organism in Eukaryota, Metazoa, Arthropoda, Malacostraca, Decapoda, Penaeidae.
UCUUGCGGGACGCACGCGCGCACAGACCAGGUUCCAUUUUUUUAUUACGAGGGAAAGAACAACCCCAUUUCGCCAUGACGCGGGUGACCCUUUUGCUGGUCUGUUCCCUACUAACCAUGGACAUAACUCUGGCGAGCUACAGUAGCAACCUUCUCAACUUCAUCAUCCGUCCGGCGGGUCGCAGUAGAUCCUUCAAGUGGCUGGGACGCGGAAACACUGAUAAUAUUCCCUUGUUCGUCCCGCGCCCUCCUUUCAUUCCCCGGUGGAUACCCAAAGAGCGGCCGGAAUACGUAGCAAAGUGGGUGCCCACCACUCCCCCUCCACAGUCCCAUCGCCCUCCACUUCACCAGCCUGGCUUUGGGGCGCCUAAGCCAAAUUCGGUGGUGAAUUCACAGGGACCUCCUGCAGCGUACAACCCGCCCGCUGCUGCUGCUCCUCCUCUCCUGCCGCCUCCUCCUUCUUAUCCCUCUGCUCCUGCUCCUGCCCCUGCCCCUGUUCCAACCUAUAACGCCCCAACAGCGAUUGCGCCACAAUCCUCAGGAUACGCCCCACCUCGUCCUGAUGACAUUGUUUCUGGUGUUCAGCCAGCAGCUGCUGCUCCUCCCCCAGCAACAGGAUACACAGCUGCUGCUCCUCCUCCAGCAACAGGAUACACAGCUGCUGCUCCUCCUCCAGCAACAGGAUACACUCCCCCUGUCACAAGCAACGUUAUACCUGAGACAGCCAUCAGGAACACUCUCCAUGCGGGCCCUACACAAGUUCCUGUGGUUCUGGGCGAGCCAAGCUUUAGCGCUCUUGUGCAAGACCAAGCUAGUGUUGAUGCCAAUGGCUUUCGUGACGUUGAUCCUGGUAGCAUCAUUGUCAUUGAUGAGGAUGACUUAGAAGAUGAGCUUGGCGACGUGAACGACCUUGGUGGCAGCUUUGAUGCUUUAAAUCCAGCUGAACCCGGAAGCGUUAUAUUUAUUGACGACGAUUCGGCCGAAACUGACGUCAGGGUUACCAGCCAGAUUGUUGCAAGUAACGAGGAUGACCUUCUGUUUAUCGUGAUACCCGACGAUGACAAACCUGAAGAUACGCUCGCCCCUACGACGGCUUCUGUUGUCCUUGAUGACGAGGGAAACCUCCAGACGCUCGGUGACUCUGGAGCUAAAUCUCUCCAGGAAAUUGAAACUACGCUCACAGCUCCCUCCGGCGACAUUUUUCUUACCAAUGAUGGAGGCAACCUUAAUGAUCAGUCAGUAUUUGUCAGCAUCCCAGAUGAGGCGUCGGAAGAUGAUCAGAUAUUCCUUGUAGGCCAAGAUAUCCCAAACUCGAGCGAGUUCCAGCCAAGCCAGGAAUUUGAGGAGAGCGAAGGAACUGUCUCUGGAGACGGCUUCCUCCCCAGCCAGGUCUUCUUGGUGGAUGAAAACCCAACAGACACAGUCAGUCAGAGCAUCCAGCCUGGUCAGAACUCCCUGCUGAACAUCAACCUCUCACCCACAGGCCUAUCCCUGGAAGAGCUCGCACGCCCUGCCCUUUUGGCCCCUCCCGCAACGCCCGUAGUUGCCUCGGGCCGCCGAGCUCCCCCAGCGUCGUCCUUCGCCGCCGCUCGUUCCAUCGAGCCCUCCGGCCGAGCCCUGCCCUCCGAGAUUCCUCAGCCCGUGCCUGUCCCCCUCAUCUCCCAGGGUUCAGUCACUCUCGACCUCCCACUGGAGCCGACCUUCAGACAAGCUCGCCUGGCUGCUCCUCCGCUGCCUUUCCUAAACACCCCUCAGAGUCUGCCUUUCGGCGCUCGCUUGAGACCCAGAAAUUUUCGCCCUCAGUCAAGAGCUUUCUUUUACGGAUAAGAUUCACACCUAGAUCUGCCCCAUUCAAGAUGUACCCUGCGGUUCUUGGAUGAAUGUGUUCAGGCCUCAUUUUGGCUCAUGAAAACUUUAAGCUUUAUUGUUGUAUAUAUUCCUUCUUUGCCAUGGAUAUUUAAAUGCAUUCAGUGAUAAACUUUUGUAGAAAGUAUUAUUGUUACUGUUAUUGUUAUUCUGUUUCCAGUAUCUAUCAUACAUUUGGCAUUAUAUUAAAAAGCAAGGUGAACAAACCAAGCUGAACCCCUGUGGUUCUUUGUAACACACAUCUACAGACAGUAAAUUUGUUGACAUUCCUCCCAGGAAUCAUUCAAGAAGAAUCAAUCUGAUUUUUUUUUUUUUAUUUAUUGCAAAUAUUGCCAGCUUAGGGAAUAGAAAGCCGUAAGAGAGAAAUUUCCUAAAAUGUUUUUUAUUUAGAUGUAAGUUCUUGGUUGGCGGCCUUGAUAUAAAUCUGGAAUAUCUGCCAUUGUAUGGAAUGACAUUGUUGCUGUGUAUGUACAAUUUAUUCAACAUUCCUGAUGUGUUGUAUAGAUGGAAUGUUCCAGUUGUCAGAUGGUGCCAGUUGUUUAUACAAAACAUUUUGUUAAUACUAUGUAAGAAAACUAUUUAAUUUUUUUGUA